Paralichthys olivaceus (Japanese flounder) is the source of this 519-nucleotide messenger RNA. RefSeq names its product chemokine (C-C motif) ligand 20a, duplicate 3 (gene ccl20a.3). Gene Ontology annotation, molecular function: chemokine activity. Gene Ontology annotation, cellular component: extracellular region. Gene Ontology annotation, biological process: immune response. The record is from RefSeq and is a predicted model, not a curated record. Lineage: Eukaryota; Metazoa; Chordata; Actinopteri; Pleuronectiformes; Paralichthyidae.
CCUCUCUGACUCCACCUGUGGACGAGCAAGACAAUAACUCUGAGGGAAGACAUGGUGUCAGUUAAAGCUGCGGCGAUGGUGAUCACACUCCUCACUGUUUGUCUCCUGGCAACAGAGACAUCUGCAAUGAAUUACAAAUGCUGUCUCAGAUACAUGAAAACAAAAAUUCCAUUUCAAGCAAUCCGAGGAUACUCCAUCCAGACUCGUAAAGAGAUGUGUCCCAUCGAUGCCAUCAUUUUCCACACAAAGAGGGGUCAAACGUGUGCCGAUCCUAGUCAGAGAUGGGUGAUGGACUAUGUCGACCAUUUAAGGAAUAAAGCACAAAUGGUUCACAACAAGAACCCAGGAGCGUAGAAACAGACCUCGAAGAUAAAAAGUCUGCUCAUCGAGGGGAGACGAUGCGAGUGCGCUUGAACCAAUGGACUCUUCCAUCUCAUCUCAGCAUGUUAUCACCACUCCUAUUUAACAAAACUGCUCAUAAUAUAAAGGAUUGUCAUGCAAAACAAGCAUCAGCUCAAU